UAAUCUUUCAUCAUCACUUCCUGCGAAAACUGCAUCAUUUAUUCUACAGUUGGUAGAUUUUAAACCUUUAUUUAUAUACAAAGACAUUGUUUUGGAAACCAUGCGUGGAGUUAACAAGGCUGCACUGUACCAGCACCAUCCCGUCGCCGAGUGGAGGAUGUUCAGACAUGGCCAGACAUGUUGGAGGAACUCUUUGCUAAGCUAAAUCAUGUUCUAUGAGGAAAGGAAGACAUAGAGGACUAAGAAGAAAAACACUGAAAAUGGACAACAAGGACACCUGCAAUCUGAAGGCGAAAAAAAUGAUGGAUGCUAACACAGUAUGGCAGUGGCGCAUUAUGCGUGUAAAGAAAUAUUCAAGACGUCCAGAACCAUUCCAUUACAGCAAUAAAAUAGGAUUGGAUUUUAAUGCAGCAUCCAACACACAGGAAAAACUGGAUUUACAAUUGGUGACAAAUGGUGUCAUACUUGAGGUCUGUGACUUUGCUAAAACAGUAAACAAGAGUAAAAGGUAUUUUAUCACAAACAUUCUGGAGAACAAUUUCGAUCUUGGAUUGGAAAAUGAGCAACAGCGGAUUGAUUUUACUGCUCGAAUUCUGCACAAAGUCACAGACCUCAUCAGGAAACCUCCUAAAGAUAAACAGGAAGUUUUUACUCUCUUUGACACGUCAUCUAAGCCAGAAUUCAACAGCAACAAUGGACUGAACAUGGCAUCUCCAGAGCGUAAGACUGAAAGUUUCCUGGUGGAAAUGGAUGAUACUGAUGAUAGUGACUAUGAAGAUGAAUUCAAGUGCUCACAAGCCACAUGCAAAGAAGACAUAAAGACAGAAAGUCUCUCAGAAGAGAUGGAUGGAGCACAUGUUGAUGGAAGUGAAAAUGAGGAUGAAUUAAAGUGUACAGGAAUCACACAGUCAACAGCAGAACUGAAAGAGGAUGUUCUUCCCCCUUCGUUCCCUUAUUGUGAAGAAAUUGGUCUGAGCCUUGAAUUUGGGUCAAAACAAAGUCUAGAUCCAGGUUUGUUGACAAAGGGAGUGAUGAUAGAGCUAGUGCACUUCACAAGAAUACUGACUGCAUCCUUCAGCUCUAUUGUUCUGGGUGUGUUGGAGCAUAAUUUUGAACUUGAUGAUCUCAAAAGUCUACGGGUAAAAAAUCGAAUUUGGUUCAAGAUAUCACAUCUGCUAAAAAGAAGAAAGCGACUUACCACCACUGGUAGCAAAGUAACCCCACGUUUCAAAAAUGAGCCAUUUUCUUUCCAGACAAACCCGUUCAAACGACCCAGAGGAUCGGCACUGUCCAAUAUGGGAAACCCACAAUAUCAAUUUAAGGAAGUCACAAAAAGAAGGCAGUCUGAUUUAAAGAAUAAACAGGAAAAGAGGGCUAUUUUAACAACAAAUGAACGGGUCACCAAAAGGUGCAAAAGAGGACAGUCUACAGAUAUGGAGACGAACACACUCUCUCAUCACACUUUGUGUACCAUUGGAACAGCAGAGGGUGGCCAUUGCUACAUUUGUCCUCUAGGAGAGUCUGAUCUGGACUCAGACAAAGUUAGAAACUCAAGAAACGCUGGCAAUCAGGAUCAUUUACAAAACCAAACAAGUUCUGACAUCCCUAGAGAAUCAAAAUCAAGUUCUCUGGGUAUAAAUGAGACUUUGCUAACCACAACUAAGGUCUCAUCCAGUUUACCAACUGUAAUUUUAAAUGUGAAAACACUAUUGGCAAGUCAAACCGAUAAAGGGCUUUGUGGAGGUGACGAGCAAACACAGACUUCAAAAAAUACAACAAAACAAUGUGACAUGGAACAAGAGGAAAUGGGAACAGAGAAUAACAUGUGGAAGUUGCGUGCUAACCGUGUAAAACAAAUCCUGUCGGGACUAAACAAAGAGUUUGGUAAAUUCUACAGGUCCAAGAAAAUUGGCCUUGAAUUCGAUGUUGGAUUUGGCCCAAAGCAAAACAUCAGUAUUGACUCUUUGACCAAUUCUGUUGUGCUUGAACUUGCUAAAUUUGCCUUAGCAAUUAAUUCAUCCCAGCAGGAUUUCAUCAUGGAGAUUCUUGAGCACAAUUUUGACUUUGGCCUGCAGAGUCAACAGGAUAGGAAUAUUUUCACAUGUGAAAUUAUGAAAAGAGUAAGACAGCUGAGAAGUUGUGAAGAUGCAGUCAAAUUCUCGAAUGAGGUUUUUGAACUUUCAGGUCCCAUGCCAUCAAUACAUGUGGCAAAUCAGAGCGUGUGCAGUGUCAACCCUGAACUCAGUAGCGAAUUGAGAAUGGAGGAGUGUGAUGUUGCUCCCAUGUGCCCUCCUCAUUCACAUGCUGAAACUACAGAACACUCUUCACGGAAAAGUGUGGAUCUGUAUCCCUUCUGCAAGGAAAUAGGUCUGAAGCUGCAUGUAAACAAUAGUUUACCAAACAAAAAACUGGAUAUCAACAAAUUGACCAAUGGGGCAAUGACUGAAGUGACAAACUUUGCAGAAAAGUUGUGUGGAACAUUUGAGGAGAUUUGUCUUGACAUCCUCAGACACAACUUUGAUCUUGAUUUGCAAAGUGGAGAUUCUGAACUUGCCAGAAAUAUUCUUGCACGAAUUCCUGCUUUAAUGGAGCAAAAGAAUCUAUCAACCUGUGUAAAAGCCUACAAGAAUAUGAAGGGCACAAGAAAAGAUUUCUCAACAAUGGCGAAACUGGAUUGCCAGAACAACCCAAAUUUAGAUGCGUAUGGUGCUGGUUCUUCCAAGACUGCAAUCAUAGACCAAAAUGUAGGCAGGUUCCCUGACAGUGAACACCAAAAUGAGCUCAAUUUAAAACUGUGGAAAUUGCGUACCAAUCAUAUUCAGCACAUCCUGUCAAUACCUCAUGGAGAACAUUGCCCACUUUAUUCAUAUUCCAGAUGCAAGAAAUCAGGCAUUGAUUUCAAUGUAGGAUCUGGAGUCAAACAAAAUCUUGAUCCCAAAUUACUGACCAAUGGCAUCAUGGUUGAACUUAACACUUUUGCCACAGCACUGCAAUCAGCCACAAAGCAUUUUGUCACAGAGAUACUGGAGUAUAAUUUUAAUCUUAAUUUGAAGAAUGAGUUGGAUCGCAGUGCCUUUGCACAACAAACUAUGACUAAAAUUCGAGAAAUGAAUGCACAUAAAAGAUACAGUGUUUCUCGAAUGAAAAUGCUUUUUGAACUCCCUGACACGAGGUGCAUACAAGAACCUACUUAUGACAAAACUACAUAUUGCCCAAAAUGCUAUCACGACAGAAAUCAUAAGCUUUGUCAGGAUGAAUCUGACUCUGGUCACAUGAAUCAUUCUCUUCGACAUACCAUGACUGACAUUGUCUCUGCUGAUGAGAACUGCACAGCACAAAAGCCUGCAAAGGAUCAAUCCUCUACCUUCUCAACAACAGAGGACACAAUAAUGGACAGAUACCCUCACUGCAAGAAAAUAGGUUUGAACCUGUGUGUGGACAAAGACCAACCAAGAGAUAAACUUGACACGCAUGUAUUGACGCGCGAGAUUAUGAAUGAAGUGGCUAGUUUUGCCAAAAAAUUGUGUGGAACAAAAAGUAAGAUCAUUCAUGCAGUCCUUGAACACAACUUCAACAUUGGCAUGCAGAGCCAAUACGUAGAUCCUGCAGAGCUGUUACGCAGAGUGAAGGCACGAAAGGAUGACGGACUCGACUGGUUCAGUGAAGUUUUUGUUAUCCAGCCAAUUUCUCGCAGACAACCUGGAUAUGUAGGUAAAGUGAAAAGAGAAGCUCCAAUGCAGAGAAGUGAAAUGAAAGAAACUAUCAAAAAAAGAAAGCUGGCACUGCAAACAAAGGAGGAAAGAGCCACACUGUCAAGUCAUAAUGUGAGUGACCUAAAAUCAAAGACAAAUCAUCGGAGUAGAGGAAACUGUUAUCCCAUUUGCACAGAGAUAGGUUUGGAACUGGACGUGACAUCAAAAUCAGUCGAGAAAGAAAAACUGGACUUGCAGCUAUUGACCAGAGCUGUUGUGAUGGAGAUACAUAAAUUUGCAUCUCAGAAAGUUGGACACUAUUUUCCAUGCACUGUGUAUGACAUCCUUGAUUAUAACUUUGAUCUUAGCUCACAACAUUACAGGCGCUGGGAAUUUUCCAUAGCUACUGCAUUCAAAGUCCAAACCAUGGUCAAGCAAUAUCGUAAAAAGCCACAUGGAGCAGAUGAGGUCUUCCAAUUGCCAUUUGUGUUUGAUCCCAAGGCUUCAAAAAGGUAUGUAGAGAAGAGACAAAAUAAGAAAAAUGCCAACUCUUCCCUGGACAUGGCUAGCGAAUCAGAACCAAGUUGUCUGAGUAGUUGUCUGCCUUUCCUCACCUCCACUGACAUCUCAUCCAGUUCUCCAACUGUAAGCUCAAAUGUGAACCCAUUAUUUGCAGUUCAACCUGAUGAAAGAGGGCUUUGUGGAGGUGAAGAGCAAACACAGACUCUAACAUAUGCACCAAAUGAAUGUGACAUGGAAGAAGUGGAAAUGGGAAGUGAGAACAACUACACUUGUCCAUUAGGAGAGUCUGAUCUAGACUCAGAUGAAGUCACAGAUUCAGGAAAUGCAGGCGCUGAGGAUCGCUCACAAAAUACAACAGGCUCUGACAUCCCUAGAGAAACAGAAUCAAGUUGUCUGGUUGUUUGUGGGACUUUCACAACCACCACUGACGUCGCAUCCACUUUACCAACUGUAAACCCAAAUGUGAACCCACUAUUUGCAAGUCAACACGAUAAAAGAGGGCUUCGUGGAGGUGAAGAGCAAAUACAGACUCCAAGAAAUGCACCAAACGAAUGUGACAUGGAAGAAGAGGAAAUAAUAACAAAGAACAAUAUGUGGAAACUGCGUGCUAACCGUGUAAAACAAAUCCUCUCUGCACAAAACAAAGAGUUUGGUCGAUUUAACAGGUCUAAGAAAGUUGGCCUUGAGUUCAAUGUUGGAUUUGGCCCAAAUCAAAACAUCAGUGUUGACUCUUUGACUAAUGGUGUUCUGCUUGAACUUGCUAAAUUUGCCUUAGCAAUUAAUUCAUCCCAGCAGGAUUUCAUCAUGGAGAUUCUUGAGCACAACUUUGACCUUAGCCUGCAAAGUCAACAGCAUAGGAAUAUUUUCACAUGUGAAAUUAUGAAAAGAGUAAGGCAGCUGAGAAGUUGUGAAGAUGCAGUCAAAUUCUCGAAUGAGGUUUUUGAACUUCCUGGUCCCAUGCCAUCAAUACAUGUGGCAAAUCAGAGCGUGUGCAGUGUCAACCCUGAACUAAGCAACGAAUUGAGAAUGGAGGAGUGUGAUGUUGCUCCCAUGUGCCGCCCUCAUUCACAUGCUGAUACUAAAGAACACUCUUCACGGAAAAGUGUGGAUCUGUAUCCCUUCUGCAAGGAAAUAGGUCUGAAGCUGCAUGUAAACAAUAGUCUACCAAACAAAAAACUGGAUAUCAACAAAUUGACCAAUGGGGCAAUGACUGAAGUGACAAACUUUGCAGAAAAGUUGUGUGGAACAUUUGAGGAGAUUUGUCUUGACAUCCUCAGACACAACUUUGAUCUUGAUUUGCAAAGUGGAGAUUCUGAACUUGCCAGAAAUAUUCUUGCACGAAUUCCUGCUUUAAUGGCGCAAAAGAAUUUAUCAGCCUGUAUAAAAGCCUACAAGAAUAUGAAGGGCACAAGAAAAGAUUUCUUAACAAUGGCGAAACUGGAUUGCCAGAGCAAUUCAAAUUUAGAUGCAUGUGGUGCCGGUUCUUCCCAGGCUGCAAUCAUAGACCAAAAUGUAGGCAGUUCCCCUGAGAGUGAACACCAAAAUGAGCUCAAUUUAAACCUGUGGAAAUUGCGGGCCAAUCAUAUUCAGCACAUCCUGUCAAUACCUCAUGGAGAACAUUGCCCACUUUAUUCAUACUCCAGAUGCAAGAAAGCAGGCAUUGAUUUCAAUGUAGGAUCUGGAGUCAAACAAAAUCUUGAUCCCAAAUUACUGACCAAUGGCAUCAUGGUGGAACUUAACACUUUUGCCACAGCACUGCAAUCAGCCACAAAGCAUUUUGUCACAGAGAUACUGGAGUAUAAUUUUAAUCUUAAUUUGAAGAAUGAGUUGGAUCGCAGUGCCUUUGCACAGCAAACUAUGAAUAAAAUUAGAUCAGCGAGGGCACAUAAGAUAUGCAGUGGUCCUCGAGUGAAAAUGUCCUUUACACUCCCUGACGUAAGGUUCAUACAAGAACCUACUACAUAUUGCCCCAAAUGCUAUCACGACAGAAAUCAUAAGCUUUGUCAGGAUGAAUCUGACCCUGGUCACAUGCAUCAUUUUCGUCGACAUACCAUGACUGACACAGUGUCUGCUGAUGCAACCUGCACAGCACAAAAGCCUGCAAAGGAUCAAUCCUCUACCUUCUCAACAACAGAGGAGACAAUAAUGGACAGUUACCCUCGCUGCAAGAAAAUAGGUUUGAACCUGUGUGUGGACAAAGACCAACCAAAAGAUAAACUUGACACAAAAGUAUUGACACGUGGGAUUGUGAAUGAAGUGGCUAAUUUUGCCAAAAAAUUGUGUGGAACAAAAAAUAAAAUCCUUAAUGAUGUCCUUGAACACAACUUCACCCAUAUCAUGCAGAGCCGAUUAACAAUUUCACAGCUGUUUCACAGAACAAUGCCACUAAAUGAUGCCUGGUUCAGUGAAGUUUUUGUUAUUCAGCCAGUUUCUCACAGACAACCUGUAGAUAUUCUGAAAAGGGAAACUGCCAUGCAGAGAAGUGAAAUGAAGGAAAGUAUAAAAAAAAGAAAGCUGGCACUGCAAAGAAAAGAGGAAAUAACCACACUGCCAAGUCAUAGUAUAAGUGACGUAAAAUCAAAGGCAAAUCGUCAGAGCAGACAAAACUGUUAUCCCAUCUGCACGGAGAUAGGUUUGGAUCUGGACGUGACAUCAAAAUCAGCAGAGAAAGAAAAACUGGACUUGAAGCUAUUGACCAGAGCUGUCGUGAUGGAGAUUCAUAAAUUUGCAACAAAGAAACUAGGACACUCUUACCCACGCACUGUGUUUGAUAUCCUUAAAUAUAACUUUGAUCUUAGCUCACAACAUUACAGGCGCUGGGAAUUUUCCAUAGCCACUGCAUCUAAAGUCAGUAACAUGGUCAAGCAAUAUCAUAAAAAAAUAGACAGAGCAGAUGAAGUCUUCAAAUUACCAUUUGUGUUUGAUCAAAAGACUUCACAAAGAUUUGUAGAGAAGAGACAAAAUAAUAAAAAUGCAAACUCUUCCCUGGACAUUGCUAGUGAAUCAGAAUCAAGUUGUCUGAGUAUUCGUGUGCCUCUCCUCACCUCCGCUAAAGUCUCAUCUGGUUUACCAACUGUAAACUCAAAUGUGAACCCUGUAUUUGCAAGUCAACCUGAUAAAAGAGGGCUUUGUGCAGGUGAAGAGAAAACACAGACUCCAGGAAAUGCACCAAACGAAUGUGACAUGGAACAAGAGGAAAUGGGAACAGAGAACAAUUACACUUGUCCAUUGGGGGAAUCUGAUGUAAACUCAGAUGAUGUCAGAGAUUCAGAGAACGCUGGCAAUCAGGAUCAUUUACAAAACCCAAAAAGUUGUUCUCUGAGCUCUGAUAUCCGUAGAGAAUCAGAAUCAAGUUGUCUGGGUAUUUGUGUGCCUCUCCUUACCACCACUGAUGUCUCAUCCAUCUUACCAACUGUAACCGCAAAUACGACCCUACCACUUGUAAUUCAACCCGAUAAAAGAGGGCUUUGUAGAGGUGAAGAGCAAACACAGACUCCAAGAAAUGCACCAAACGAAUGUGACAUGGAACAAGAGAAAAUGGGAACAGAGAGCCUCAUGUGGAAGUUACGUGCUAACCGUGUAAAACAAAUCCUCUCUGCACAAAACAAGGAGUUCGGUGCAUUCCACAGGUCCAUGCAAUUCGGCCUUGAGUUCAGUGUUGGAUUUGGCCCAAAGCAAUUCAAAAGUGUGGACUCUUUGACCAAUUCCGUUCUGCUUGAACUUGCUAAAUUUGCCUUAGCAAUUAAUUCAUCCCAGCAGAAUUUCAUCAUGGAGAUUCUUGAGUACAACUUUGACUUCGGCCUGCAGAGUCAACACCACUGGAAUAUUUUCGCAUGUGAAAUUAUGAAAAGAGUAAGACAGCUGAGAAGUUGUGAAGAUGCAGUCAAAUUCUCGAAUGAGGUUUUUGAACUUUCAGGUCCCAUGCCAUCAAAACAUAUUUCAAAUCAGAGCAUGGGCAGUGUCAACCCUGAAAUCAGCAACGCAUUGAGAAUGGAGGAGUGUGAUGUUGCUCCCGUGUGUCCUCCUCAUUCACAUGCUGAAACUAAAGAACAUAUUUCAUUGAAUAGUCUGGAUCUGUAUCCCUUCUGUAAGGAAAUAGGUCUGAAGCUGCAUGUAAACAAUAGUCUACCAAACAAAAAACUGGAUAUCAACAAAUUGACCAAUGGGGCAAUGAGUGAAGUGACAAACUUUGCAGAAAAGUUGUGUGGAACAUUUGAGGAGAUUUGUCUUGACAUCCUCAGACACAACUUUGAUCUUGAUUUGCAAAGUGGAGAUUCUGAACUUGCCAGAAAUAUUCUUGCACGAAUUCCUGCUUUAAUGGAGCAAAAGAAUUUAUCAGCCUGUAUAAAAGCCUACAAGAAAAUAAAGGGCACAAGAAAAGACUUCUCAACAAUGGCGAAACUGGAUUGCCAGAACAACCCAAAUUUAGAUGUUUGUGGUGCUGGUUCUUCUCCGGCUGCAAUCAUAGACCAAAAUGCAGGCAGUUUCCCUGAGAGUGAACACCAAAAUGAGCUCAAUUUAAAGCUGUGGAAAUUGCGGGCCAAUCGUAUUCAGCACAUCCUGUCAAUACCUCAUGGAGAACAUUGCCCAUUUUAUGCAUACUCCAGAUGCAAGAAAGCAGGCAUUGAUUUCAAUGUAGGAUCUGGAGUCAAACAAAAUCUUGAUCCCAAAUUACUGACCAAUGGCAUCAUGGUUGAACUUAACACUUUUGCCACAGCACUGCAGUCAGCCACAAAGCAUUUUGUCACAGAGAUACUGGAGUAUAAUUUUAAUCUUAAUUUGAAGAAUGAGUUGGAUCGCAGUGCCUUUGCAGAGCAAACUAUGGCUAAAAUUAGAUCGGCGAGAGCACAUAAAAGGUGCAGCAGUCGUCGAAUGAAAAUGCUUUUUGAACUCCCUGACACGAGGUGCAUACAAGAACCUACUUAUGACAAAACUACAUAUUGCCCCAAAUGCUAUCACGACAGAAAUCAUAAGCUUUGUCAGGAUGAAUCUGACCCUGGUCACAUGCAUCAUUUUCGUCGACAUACCAUGACUGACACAAUGUCUGCUGAUGCAACCUGCACAGCACAAAAGCCUGCAAAGGAUCAAUCCUCUACCUUCUCAACAACAGAGGAGACAAUAAUGGACAGUUACCCUCGCUGCAAGAAAAUAAGUUUGAACCUGUGUGUGGACAAAGACCAACCAAAAGAUAAACUUGACACAAAAGUAUUGACACGCGGGAUUAUGAGUGAAGUGGCUACUUUUGCCAAAAAAUUGUGUGGAACAAAAAAUAAAAUCCUUAAUGAUGUCCUUGAACACAACUUCAACGAUGGCAUGCAGAGCCGAGACCUAACUAUUUCACAGCUGUUUCACAGAACGAUGCCACUAAAUGAUGCCUGGUUCAGUGAAGUUUUUGUUAUUCUGCCAGUCUCUCACAGACAACCUGGAUAUGUAGGUAAAGUGAAAAGGGAAGCUGCCAUGCAGAGAAGUGAAAUGAGGGAAGCUAUCAAACAAAGAAAGCUGGCACUGCAAACAAAGGGGGAACGAACCAGUGACGUAAAAUCAAAGACAAAUCAUCAGAGUAGAGGAAACUGUUACCCCAUCUGCACGGAGAUAGGUUUGGAUCUGGACGUGACAUCAAAAUCAGCAGAGAAAGAAAAACUGGACUUGCAGCUAUUGACCAGAGCUGUCGUGAUGGAGAUACAUAAAUUUGCAAUUAAGAAACUAGGGCACUCUUACCCACGCACUGUGUUUGACAUCCUUGACUAUAACUUUGAUCUUAGUUCACAACAUUACAGGUACUGGGAAUUUUCCAUAGCUACUGCAUCCAAAGUCAGUUCCACGUAUAAGCGAUAUCGUAAAAAUCUCGACGGAGCAGACGAGGUAUUUAAAUUACCAUUUGUGUUUGAUCCCAAGGCUACACAAAGAUUUGUAGAAAACAGAGAAAAUAAAAAAAGUGCAAACUCUUCCCUGGACAUUGCUAGCGAAUCAGAAUCAAGUUGUCUGAGUAUUCGUGUGCCUCUCCUCACCUCCACUAAAGUCUCAUCUUGUUUACCAACUGUAAACUCAAAUGUGAACACAAUAUUUGUGAGUCAACCUGAUAAAAGAAGGCUUUGUGGAGGUGAAGAGCAAACACAGACUCCAGGAAAUGCAUCAAACGAAUGUGACAUGGAACAAGAAGAAAUGAGAACAGUGAAUGACUACACUUGUCCAUUGGGAGAAUCUGAUUUGGACUCAGAUGAAGUCACAGAUUCAGAAAAUACUGGAAAUCAGGAUCAUUUAAAAAACCCAAAAGGUUGUACUCUGAGCUCUGACAUCCCUAGAGAAUCAGAAUCAAGUUUUCUGGGUAUUUGUGUGCCUCUCCUCACCUCCACUAAUGUCUCAUCUGGUUUACCAACUGUAAACUCAAAUGUGAACCCACUAUUUGCAAGUCAACCUGAUAAAAGAGGGCUUUGUGGAGGUGAAGAGCAAUCACAGACUCCAAGAAAUGCACCAAACGAAUGUGACAUGGAACAAGAGGAAAUGGGAACAGAGAACAACAUGUGGAGGUUGCGUGCUAACCGUGUAAAAUGUAUCCUCUCCGGACUAAACAAAGAGUUAGGUGCAUUCCACAGGUCCAAGAAAGUUGGCCUUGAAUUCAAUGUUGGAUUUGGCCCAAAGCAAAACAUCAGUGUUGACUCUUUGACUAAUGCUGUUCUGCUUGAACUUGCUAAAUUUGCCUUAGCAAUUAAUUCAUCCCAGCAGGAUUUCAUCAUGGAGAUUCUUGAGCACAACUUUGACCUCAGCCUGCAGAGUCAACACCACAGGAACACUUUGACAUGUGAAAUUAUGAAAAGAGUAAGGCAGCUGAGAAGUUGUGAAGAUGCAGUCAAAUUCUCGAAUGACGUUUUUGAACUUCCUGGUCCCAUGCCAUCAAUACAUGUGGCAAAUCAGAGCGUGUGCAGUGUCAACCCUGAACUCAGCAGCGAAUUGAGAAUGGAGGAGUGUGAUGUUGCUCCCGUGUGCCCCCCUCAUUCUGAAACUAAAGAACAUAUAUCACGCAGGAGUGUGGUUCUUUAUCCCUUCUGCAAGGAAAUAGGUUUAAAGUUACAUAAACAUAAACGUAACGUAAACAAUAGUCUACCAAACAAAAAACUGGAUAUCAGCAAAUUGACCAAUGGAGCAAUGAGUGAAGUGACAAACUUUGCAGAAAAGUUGUGUGGAACAUUUGAGGAGAUUUGCCUUGACGUCCUCAGACACAACUUUGAUCUUGAUUUGCAAAGUGGAGAUUCUGAACUUGCCAGUAAUAUUCUUGCACGAAUCCCUACUUUAAUGGAGCAAAGGAAUCUAUCAACCUGUGUAAAAGCCUACAAGAAAAUAAAGGGCACAACAAAAACAUUCUCAACAGUGGCAAAACUGGAUUACCAGAACAACCCAAAUUUAGAUGCAUGUGGUGCUGGUUCUUCCCAGGCUGCAAUCAUAGACCAAAAUGUAGGCAGUUCCCCUGAGAGUGAAUACCAAAAUGAGCUCAAUUUAAAGCUGUGGAAAUUGCGGGCCAAUCAUAUUCAGCACAUCCUGUCAAUACCUCAUGGAGAACAUUGCCCACUUUAUUCAUACUCCAGAUGCAAGAAAGCGGGCAUUGAUUUCAAUGUAGGAUCUGGAGUCAAACAAAAUCUUGAUCCCAAAUUACUGACCAAUGGCAUCAUGGUUGAACUUAACACUUUUGCCACAGCACUGCAAUCAGCCACAAAGCAUUUUGUCACAGAGAUACUGGAGUAUAAUUUUAAUCUUAAUUUGAAAAAUGAGUUGGAUCGCAGUGCCUUUGCACAGCAAACUAUGACUAAAAUUAGACUGAAUGCACGUAAAAAAUUCAGCGUUCCUCGAAUGAAAAUGCUUUUUGAACUUCCUGACACGAGGUGCAUACAAGAACCUACUUAUGACAAAACUACAUAUUGCCCAAAAUGCUAUCACGACAGAAAUCAUAAGCUUUGUCAGGAUGAAUCUGACUCUGGUCCCAUGAAUCAUUCUCGUCGACAUACCAUGACUGACACAGUGUCUGCUGAUGAGAACUGCACAGCACAAAAGCCUGCAAAGGAUCAAUCCUCUACCUUCUCGACAACAGAGGAGACAAUAAUGGACAGUUACCCUCGCUGCAAGAAAAUAGGUUUGAACCUGUGUGUGGACAAAGACCAACCAAGAGAUAAACUUGACACGAAUGUAUUGACACGCGCAAUUAUGACUGAAGUGGCUAGUUUUGCCACAAAAUUGUGUGGAACACAAAGUAAGAUCAUUAAUUCACUCCUUGAACACAACUUCAACAUUGACAUGCAGAGCCAAGACAUCGAUCCUGCAGACCUGUUCCGCAGAGUGAAGGCACGAAAGGAUGGCGGACUCGACUGGUUCAGUGAAGUUUUUGUUAUCCAGCCAAUUUCUCGCAGACAACCUGGUUAUGUAGGUAAACUGAGAAGAGAAGCUGCAAUGCAGAUAAGUGAAAGGAAGGAAACUAUCAAAAAAAGAAAGCUGGCACUGCAAACAAAGGAGGAAAGAUCCAAACUUCCAAGUCAUAGUGUAAGUGACAUAAAAUCAAAGAGAAAUUAUCGAAGUAAAGGAAACUGUUAUCCCAUUUGCACAGAGAUAGGUUUGGAUCUGGACCUAACGUCAAAAUCAGGAGACAAACUAAAACUUGACUUGCAACUAUUGACCAGAGCUGUAGUGAUGGAGAUAUAUAAAUUUGCAUCUCAGAAAGUAGGACACUAUUUCCCACACACUGUGUAUGACAUCCUUGACUAUAACUUUGAUCUUAGCUCACAACAUUGCAGGCGCUUGGAAUUUUCCAUAGCUACUGCAUCCAAAGUCCAAGCCAUGGUCAAGCAAUAUCGUAAAACACGAGACAGAGGAGACAAGGUUUUCAAAUUGCCAUUUGUGGUUGCUCCCAAGGCUUCACAAAGGUUUGUAGAGAAGAGACAAAAUAAAAAACGGGAAGAACAAGACAAGAAAACGAAUGAGGGUAGUUUUGUGCGCCAAGUGAGAUGCUACUUAGAUGCCAAUUGCGUACAUUUUCUCGAUGGUGUCAAAACUAGCGAGGAAUCCUGGUUCUGUGAUGAGGACACUAAGACCCCAACAGAUCCUGGCACGAUAGUGCAGAAGAAUGGGAGUCUAGUGAGUGUAGGUUGUGGCAGCAAUCCUCUCCAGGGAAACAUCGAUAUUAAAGAGGAGGAGUACGAUCCACAUUAUGACGAUGUGAAACCAGAACCGGACACUGAGGAAAAAUAUCAUCCACAUUAUGAUGAUGUCAAAACAGAGUCAAACACUGAGGAUGUUGAGCAUUUAGUCCCAGGUGGACCUGCAGGAUCCCUUCGAUAUACAUUUAUAACCAUGUGUCCGAACUCUGAAAGCAAUAUUAAAACAGAAUCAGUAAAUGAGGGUGUCAAGUAUUACAUUCUGGCUGAACCACAAGGAUCUGAAGGACAUGCUAUGCUAGCUGUAUGUCCAAACACUGAGAGUAACAUAAAAACAGGAUCGGACAUUGAGGGUGUUAAAUAUUUAGUCCCAGUUGAAGCAGCAGCAUCCCAGGGAUACUCUAUAACCAUAGGUCAGGGCAAUGAGAGUGCAUUGAUCAAAGAAGAGCAAGAAAAUAUUCCAGCUGACUCAUACCAUUAUGGAGCUGUGUCAUACACAGAAAGGGAAGAGGGCAUCAAACAGGAAUUAGAUCCUUAAUGUUCUAAAGUAUAGUUUACACAAGAGGCAGGUGUGUUUUACACUUAGCAGAUGCUAUUAGCUGCUUUUAUUGCUGUGAAAACUUAUUUUCUGUUGGGGGAGAAUGUAGUUGACUUAUUUCAAAGCUGAAGGAAUGUAUAUUUUAAAAAGCUUGUUGUUAAACUCUUACUCAAGACAUGGAGGUGUGGAUUCAAAGCCCCAAAAGAUGGAUAGACCUGACUAAAAUGUUUCAAUGCAAAUAACUGUCCAAUGUGAUGCUUUGAAGCUUUGUUCUAAAAAGGUUUGUGCCACAGUUGGAAAUGAUUUAAGUUUCUUGUAAUGUUUCUUUUUUUCUUCUGUGGUCAGCUUUUUGUCAUUUCUUAAGUUGGUAAAAAAAAAAAAAAAUUGAGAAUUUUUGACACUGAACUUUAGUUCAUGGAUAGCAGAUUAUUAUAUUAUAGUCAUUUAAGACAUUCUGGUCUGUAUUUAAAAGUGCUUGUUCUCGUGUUUUUUUUGUUUUCCCACUUUAUUUUUAUUAAUGCCUUUAGUUAUUUUCUAUUUUUAUGUUUUGUAUUAUGUUCAAAAGGAACCAACUGCUUCCUUUGUAAAAUACAAGAACUUUGGUCAUUUCUUGAACCUGUGAUGCAAAAAGGUAAAGAUGAGUGUGUGCUAUAUAAGGUUUUGAAAACAUCCUGUUUACUUGUGUGUGUUCUGCUCAAAUACUAUGAACUUUUACCAUAUGCUUGUGGCUUCUGAUGAUUUGCCUAUUGUGGUGCCAAUAAAUCUCACUGAAUUUUC
Messenger RNA from Siniperca chuatsi (mandarin fish), 14666 nucleotides. RefSeq lists its product as uncharacterized. The transcript is spliced from 3 exons. NCBI's taxonomy places the organism in Eukaryota, Metazoa, Chordata, Actinopteri, Centrarchiformes, Sinipercidae. The coding region runs from base 216 to 13889 and encodes 4557 amino acids. The record is from RefSeq and is a predicted model, not a curated record.